GCGACGGAGAAGAAUAUCUUUCGAAAAGUACUCGGAAAUGACGUCAAUUGAGUACGGUGGUGGACCAAGCUUAGAACAAAGAAGAAAGUUCUGUAAUUUGCCAGAAGGGGCGCAAAUUCCAGGGUAUAUGGGAUUUUGUCCCCAGCUGAAAUACCGAUCCGGUCACACGUACGGAAGAGAAACAGCCGACAUCGCACAAGAGCUGCCGUAUUACAAUGGACCGCAGAUUCAGAAACCACAUCACCUCUACCCUGUUGUUGGAGACUACAAGGAUGCUACUGCACGGUCGGCAUUCAGGGAUGAAGUACCGGGCAAGAUGUUGCCUCAACCGACUGGUGACAAUAAAUAUAUUGCCGGCAUGAUUCCUGGAUAUUCGGGUGACGUACCCCACAUGCCAUUCAAAUUCGGUGCUACUUAUCGGCAGACAGCGGAUGAAUGUGUAGAUGAAUUUGUACGAAAGUACAAAUGUGAGGAAAAGAAGAGGGAAGAACUGCGGGAAGUAGCGGGAAUCUUUCCGGCUUUGCGACCUAUUGCACUUGAUCCCAGAGUUCGUAACCAUUUGAACUUGUGGGCGGAUGACUUGUCAAAGAAAAACACCACUGCUUCAGCUGUUCGGGGCCCAACUGAUCCACCUAUUCCUGGCUACAUGGGAUUUGUCCCAUGUAUGGACACUACGGAGGCUGGACUCGCAAAACGCUUCCAUGAGGCUGCAAAAAGCGGUUUGGAAACAUUCCGCACCGAAAAUCAGGCACAUUGGGAUCGACUUGCAGAACCAACGACAACUGUGAAUACAGAGCCAGUUGUCAAAGAUACAUUUGUACGGCAACCGAAUGAACUAUUCAACUCAUCAAGAAUCUUCCGACAGGAGGGAAUGAUACCAGAAUACAAAGGACAUAUUCAUGGGUACAAGUUCCAUGUUGGGAAGAACUUCGGAAAUACCACACGAGAUCUGGAAGUAUGCGCCCAUCCCUUCCCAAGCUAUGGGGACUACGUAAAAGAACGAGACAUAGCGAGCAAGUAUUUGCGCACAUGAAAAGGGGACUAACUUUCUAAAUACCAAGGCUGUGUUGUGCCGUCAUGCUUUCCAUGUCAUUUGUCACCCGAGAAUAUUUUUCUGAAUCUUAUUUCUGCGCCAAGUAAAGCUCUAGCACUACUUAUAUGUGUCUAGUCUGAUUGCAACUGCUCCUCCCACCAUAUAAAUUUUUUUCAAAAAGUUCACAUCAGGACUUGCCUUCGAGAUAUACACUUUAUUUAUCCUGCUUAUUUUAUAACCAGAUGUGUGUUCUCAUUUUACUCUUCCAGUGAUCACAUGGUCACAAAUGACUUACUGUACAAGUCCAGUUGACAGUAAAAUGUUUUCG
Messenger RNA from Opisthorchis viverrini, 1361 nucleotides. RefSeq lists its product as hypothetical. The record is from RefSeq and is a predicted model, not a curated record. NCBI's taxonomy places the organism in Eukaryota, Metazoa, Platyhelminthes, Trematoda, Opisthorchiida, Opisthorchiidae. The coding region runs from base 38 to 1033 and encodes 331 amino acids. The transcript has 6 exons.